Molecule: messenger RNA, 1212 nt
Organism: Euleptes europaea (tarantolino)
Lineage: Eukaryota; Metazoa; Chordata; Lepidosauria; Squamata; Sphaerodactylidae
Gene: ABHD5
Product: abhydrolase domain containing 5, lysophosphatidic acid acyltransferase
Exons: 7
Coding region: 1-1125 (374 amino acids)
Biological process (GO): negative regulation of triglyceride storage; positive regulation of triglyceride catabolic process
Cellular component (GO): lipid droplet
Source: RefSeq, a predicted model, not a curated record
AUGGCCGGCAGUGGGGCCGUCGCCGCGGUCGCCUUCUCCCUCGCCGCCGUCUCGGCGUCGCCCUUGGAGCGCAGCGCUGCCGCCAUGGCCGAGGAGGAGAGCCUGUCGCCUGCCGGGGAAGGAUCAGGAUGGCUGUCCAGUUGGUUGCCUGCAUGGUGCCCUACAUCAGUCGUACAGCUUAAAGAAGCUGAAGAGAAAAUACUGAAAUGUAUCAAAAGUCCGUAUCAUAAGCAAUAUGUCUUCAUAUCCAAUGGAAAUAAAAUAUGGACACUAACGUUCUCUCAGAACCUUUCCCAUAAAACUCCACUUGUUCUCCUCCAUGGGUUUGGGGGAGGUGUUGGACUUUGGGCCCUGAACUUUGAAGAUCUUUGUGAACACAGGACUGUUUAUGCCUUUGAUUUCUUGGGAUUUGGGCGCAGCAGUAGACCACAGUUUGAAACUGAUGCAGAAGUGGCAGAGAACCAGUUUGUGGAAUCUGUUGAAGAGUGGCGACAGAAAAUAGGCUUGGACAGUAUGAUUUUACUUGGACACAACCUGGGUGGAUUCCUGGCAGCUGCUUAUUCCCUGAAGUACCCCUCAAGAGUGAAGCAUCUUAUAUUGGUGGAGCCAUGGGGUUUCCCAGAAAGACCUAGUAAUGCUGAACAGGAAAGAUCAAUUCCAGUCUGGAUCAAAGCACUUGGAGCAGUUUUGAGUCCAUUUAACCCAUUGGCUGGUCUCAGGAUAGCAGGACCUUUUGGGCUGAGCCUUGUACAGCGUAUUAGGCCAGAUUUCAAAAGAAAGUAUUCUUCCAUGUUUGAUGAUGACACUGUGACUGAAUAUAUCUACCACUGUAAUGUGCAGUCUCCAAGUGGUGAAACUGCUUUCAAGAACAUGACUGUGCCAUACGGAUGGGCAAAAAGGCCAAUGCUGCAGCGGAUUGCAUACAUGCACCAAGACAUUCCUAUCACUGUGAUUUAUGGAGCACGGUCGUGUAUAGACGGCAAUUCUGGGACCACCAUCCAGUCUCUGCGACCAAAUUCCUAUGUGAAAACCAUAGUUAUUCUUGGAGCAGGUCACUAUGUGUAUGCCGAUCAACCUGAAGAUUUCAACCAGAAAAUAAAAGAAAUUUGCAAUUCUGUGAACUGAUCAGCAUUCUGCUCUUUAGAAAAGCCAGCUGCAGAUGUAAUCCAAAGCAAUACUGUGUAAAAUACUAAGAAAGAGACUUUUUUAAAA